Molecule: messenger RNA, 204 nt
Organism: Parastagonospora nodorum SN15
Lineage: Eukaryota; Fungi; Ascomycota; Dothideomycetes; Pleosporales; Phaeosphaeriaceae
Exons: 2
Coding region: 1-204 (67 amino acids)
Source: RefSeq, a predicted model, not a curated record
AUGGGCGCCGUUGUAUCAUGCAUCAAAUCUGUGUUCCGCACCAUCGGCAACUGCAUCAUGGCCAUUGUCAACGCCAUUGCCGCCGGUCUCAAGGCCAUCAUCAACGCCAUCGUCUCUCUGUUCGGCAUCAUCAUCAGCUGCCUGACAUGCGGCCGCGGCGGCGGUGGGCGCAAGACCAGGACGACGCAUACGAGCAGAGUCUGA